Thamnophis elegans (Western terrestrial garter snake) is the source of this 2866-nucleotide messenger RNA. It is a transcript of the gene USP2, whose product is annotated as ubiquitin specific peptidase 2. The record is from RefSeq and is a predicted model, not a curated record. Gene Ontology annotation, molecular function: cysteine-type deubiquitinase activity. The coding region runs from base 1 to 840 and encodes 279 amino acids. Gene Ontology annotation, biological process: protein deubiquitination. NCBI's taxonomy places the organism in Eukaryota, Metazoa, Chordata, Lepidosauria, Squamata, Natricidae. Gene Ontology annotation, cellular component: cytoplasm. The transcript has 9 exons.
AUGGUAGACGACAGGAGGAAUGGUUGCGAUGGGUCGGACACAGGGGUGAAAUCCUCCUGGUUUGGCCUGAUUCAGGCAAACCUCCAGCAGGACGCCCAGGAGUUCCUGCGCUUCCUUCUCGACGGGCUCCACAGCGAAGUGAACCGAGUGUUGGUCCGUCCCAAAGGCAACAAUGACAACCUGGACCAUCUAGCGGACGACGAGAAAGGGAGGCAGAUGUGGAUGAGAUACACUGCGAGAGAAGACAGUCGGAUUGGGGAUCUCUUUGUUGGGCAACUCAAGAGCUCCUUGACCUGCAGUUCUUGCGGCUACUGUUCCACUGCCUUUGACCCUUUCUGGGAUCUGUCCCUGCCCAUUGCCAAGAAAAGCUACGGCGAGGUGAACUUGAUCGACUGCAUGCGGCUCUUCACCAAGGAAGAUGUACUGGAUGGAGACGAGAAACCCACCUGCUUCCAUUGCAAAGCGAGGACGAAAUGCAUGAAGAAGUUCAGCAUCCAACGUUUUCCCAAGAUCCUGGUUUUACACCUGAAACGUUUCUCCGAAGCCAGGAUGCGAUCCAGCAAACUCACCACUUUUGUCAAUUUCCCACUUAAGGAUCUGGAUCUACGGGAAUUUGCCUCUCAGAAUUGCAAUCACGCAAUUUACAACCUCUACGCCAUCUCCAACCACAGUGGGACCACCAUGGGUGGCCAUUACACAGCCUACUGCAAAAGUCCUGUCUCUGGAGAAUGGAACGCCUUUAACGACUCACGCGUCACACCGAUCUCCCUGGGCCACCUCCGCAGCAGCGACGCCUAUCUCCUCUUCUAUGAGCUGGCCAGCCCGUCUUCCCGAAUGUAGCUCCCAGGUCACGCUCCCCUACCUUGCUCUGCCAACGCGCGUCCCCCACGAAAAAGGAGUCCUCGUAAUAUCCCGGAGGAGGGACGCAAGCCAAGAAAACCAGCUCAGAAACGCAUCGGGAGCGGCCGGUGGGGUGGGGUGGGGGGGCACGUGGAGACCCAGGACAAUGGUGACUUGAGGGAUUUUUUUUCUAAACUGGGUUUUUCCCCUCCUUUUUUCCUAAAAAACAAGCAAAAGCAAAAAAAGAGAGAGAGAGAGAAAGAGAGGGAGGGAGGAAGAAAAUGCUUUUAAUAAAGCGUUAACUACAAUUGCCGGUUCUAACCGGGAUGACUUUCUCUCACGCAUGGGACUGGAGACAGAGAAAACCAGGGAGAAAACACCAUCCUUGGUGGGCAGCUUCCACGCUACCUCCAUCGCUCCGCGGGGAGCGGGGGGGAAGGUCCUCAGGGAUGGUUUCUAUGUUUUCCUUCCCUCCCUUCUCCCCUUGUUCGCCCACACUCAAUACCCCUUCCACAAUUUGGUGUGCAAUAAGCCACAAACAGCUGCUGCUCUUUCCAGGAGGGGGGGGAGCAACCUGUGAUCCCUUGGGGGUGGGGGUUUGUCGGAGCUGAGCCACAGAGGUGUUUUCUCUCUGUUCAACGCCGGACGGACGUCAGUUGCAGAACUAGAUAAAGUAUAACGGAAUCUGAUUUUGCAUCUUCGAUCCAGGCAAGGCGUGUUUGGUUCUUUUGCACAGCUCUUGCGCACGACCCUCCUCGGUUGGGGUUGUGCGAGGGAUUUUUCUGCAGGACUUCGAGUCCUAUCUCUUUGGGUGGGGUGGGGGCUGCUGUUGGUUUCGGUUUUUUUACAAACUGGAAGCAUUCGUGGACGGAUUUUUACGGACUUUAUCGCAAAGAGCAGAGACUCGCGGGAUCCAAUUCUACCCGUUUCCUUGUCACGACUGUGCCUUAAGACGCAUCCCGACGAAAGGCAGAGGGAUUGUGUUUUCAGUGGAUCCAAGUGCCCUUCGGAAAGGGACACCAGGGCACAACCAGCAGAAGUAUAAACACCCACACACACACCCCCGCCUCAAAUCCCUCGGCUUUCCUCUCUCCCAACUUUUCCUCGCCACAUCCCUCAUUCGUCCUGGGACGGAGGCCUAAUUCAGGAACGCUUCGGACAAUUUUUCACUGCCUUUCCAGAACGAGGAUUUGCUUUUGAUUUCGGUUUUCGUUUCGGUUCUUGCUGCAUGCGUUCCGCGGAGUCGCCAAAACGCACCUCGUUGGAGUGCGUGUGUUGUGGGGGGGGGGGAGUUGAGCCACUUUGGGAGCGAUGGCCUCGAUGGGCCAGCUGGCCAGCAUCUGCAAACUCGUCCAAUCCUCUUAUUUAUUCUCCGUCCCCCAUCACGCAGGGUCAACUUUUCAGCCCACCUCCGAAGCCGGCACUACUUGAAGGGCUGAGAGUUAGAGUUAGCACCUUGACGGUUUUGCAAUCAAGGCAGCAUUCGCUGGGUAGAAACCCCCCUCCCCUCUUUUAUUACCUCCCACCCUUUUCAUCCACCACCCCUCGCAAAGCUUUGAAAAAGCACCGAGCCAACUUUUAACUCAGUUUUGAAUCAAGCAGAGCAUUGAGGUCAGUUUUAGCGGGCACCUUGGUUUGCAACCCAAAGGACCCCCUUCUGCUUGUUCUCACGGCCUGCUUUCCCACAACCUUCCCCUCCCCCAUGCCCCUUCCCCUUUGCAUAUUUCACUCCAUUUCAACCAGGCGGAUGCUCAGGACCCCCCGAAAGGGCAGGCAGAAGGGGUAAACCCAGACCUCAAGGGUCCGGCUAGCUAAGCCUUUCUCAGUGUUACUAUUUCGCUUGGUUUGGGGGGAACGGGGUUCUUUUUUUUUCCCAUUUUCGUUUGUGUUUGUUUUUUUUCCCCUUUGGGUUUUAUCAGUUUUGGACUGAACAGCUUGUUUACUGUGUAAGCAAAGCUGGAAGGACGGACCGUGGUCACUUAGGAAGGAGGCUUGUACAGAAAUAAAAUUGUAACUUGAUGACCAG